This is a messenger RNA of Nilaparvata lugens (brown planthopper), 1987 nucleotides long. Its product is annotated as CLIP domain-containing serine protease 2-like. Lineage: Eukaryota; Metazoa; Arthropoda; Insecta; Hemiptera; Delphacidae. The transcript has 9 exons. The coding region runs from base 485 to 1456 and encodes 323 amino acids. Gene Ontology annotation, molecular function: serine-type endopeptidase activity. The record is from RefSeq and is a predicted model, not a curated record. Gene Ontology annotation, biological process: proteolysis.
UUAACUUAGCUUACAUACCUAUACCCAAGGACUACUUCACUUGCACAAAAGCCGGUUAAAUUUUGACCGUGAUUAAUUUCACAAGAACCAAUCAGAGAAGGCCUAUUUUAUAAGACGGCUUCUCUGAUUGGUUCUCGUGGGACUUAUCACGAUUAAAAAUCAACCGGCUUUUGUGCGAACCGGCAAUUAAAAGUUUGAAGUAAAGAAAACCACUUUUCAAACUCAUAGAGCCAAUCUCUGAACAAUUUUAAUGUGUAAAUAUCAAUCUAUUUUUCAAUUUUCAUUCGUCAAUAAUUGGAAAAUUAGCUUUUAAUAUUUAGAGUUGUAGUUUCGAAUUCGUAAUAUGAUUUAUAUGAUCUAGAACUCGAAUUAAACACUAGAAUAUUCUGACAUCAUCACGUCCACAUAUGAGCUUAAACUACACUCUGUCCCAACUGAAAACGUGUAGGCUAAGUUUUAGUUAUUUUAAGUAAGUUACGGCAAAAUGGGUCUACGAACAUAUAUCCUCCUAGUAUUCUUACCAGGACUUGUGCUUAGCCAGGGAAUAGACCAGCACAGAAACUUCAAUUUGAUAAAUGAUGAAAAGUGUGGAAUAUCAAAUCCAAUAGAGCGACAGAUUCAUCAUGGUGCGAAGGCCAGUCUGGGCCAAUUCCCAUGGAUGGUUCUUAUAGAGAAACAAACCAAAGAGAUUGAUGAAACCAAUCAAGAAUCUUAUUACCAAUCGAAAUGUGGAGGAACGAUUCUGAACUCCAAAUACAUUCUGACAGCAGCUCACUGCUUUUGGUUUGACGAGCGCACAACACUGCUUGAUGCUGAUUUUAUAGUGCCAGACUGUACAAGGCCUGGAGAUGUAGGCAGAGUUAUUCACAAGCACGAAGAGGUAAUUCUACAUCCUGGAUAUGACAUCACUACCGAUUUCAUAAAUGAUAUUGCUCUCAUUAGAGUCAAGGGUCGAAUCAUAUUUAACGAUAUGGUGGCACCAAUUUGUCUGGAGCAUGGAAGGCUGCUGGAAGAGAAUUAUGCAGGUGUUCUGGGAUCAGUUGCUGGGUUUGGAUACAUAGAAUUCAAGGAUACAUUCUCAGAUCUACCGGGUAGAAAUAAUCCGGUGUGCACUCAAGACCUACACUACCUGCCCAAUUACCCUAUCUUGGAUGACGAGAAAUGCUGGGAUGAAAUACAGACCUGCUGUCGGGACUUAGUCGAGAACUUGAAUCGAUCUAUACUACCCUCACAGAUUUGUGCCGGAGGCCAGGUUGAGAAAUUCACUACUGUGGGAGACUCAGGAAGUCCUCUAAUGGUUCUACAAUCUGAGGGCGCUGAGCCACCCAGAUACUAUCAGGUGGGAAUUGUGUCCUAUGCAAGACUAGUCCCUGUGUUCAAGCAUCGCUUCCCAACAGUUUACUGCAGGGUUCGUUUCUAUCUUGAGUGGAUUCUGGAUAAUAUGAAACCUCUAUAGUAGCCUGAACAUCUCCACAAAAGAACUCAGCUAUUUUUCACGUUACACAGACGACAUCCAAGGUCUAUAAAUACUGGUCAUGACACUCAUGUUCCUUAUGGAGCGGCCAUUUUAUGGGGUCUUCAUGGUGGUACAUUUGAAAAUCUAAUCUAAUUUAAUUUGCUCGUAACAAAAUUAUGCAUUUUAAAACAAUAUUUUACUUCAGAUAAUAAUAUGUGAAUUCAGGUUUUCAAUUUUCUGAUAAUGAAAUUUCAAUAAUUAAUGCUUCAGUUAUUAUUUUAUUCAUUAUUAAAAAUUUUUCUUGUAAAAAAUUCAUGUAAAUCAAGGAUUAACAUGAAUUACAAGGAUUACAUGAAAAACUUCAUGUAAAUCAAGGAUUAAGCCAAUGCCAAAAGGCAUUGGUACACGACAGAAAUAUGUGAGGCCAAUUUCAAAAAGAGUUUCAAGUUCCCGAUCAAUUAAAUAAAAAAAUCAACAAUUCAAUUCCUAGUUGGAAUCUAAUUUAUUAUUAUUCUGUUAGAACAAUUCAUU